This is a messenger RNA of Colossoma macropomum (tambaqui), 453 nucleotides long. RefSeq names its product tripartite motif-containing protein 29-like. The record is from RefSeq and is a predicted model, not a curated record. Lineage: Eukaryota; Metazoa; Chordata; Actinopteri; Characiformes; Serrasalmidae. Bases 4 to 396 code for a protein of 130 amino acids. The transcript has 4 exons. Gene Ontology annotation, molecular function: protein-folding chaperone binding.
ACCAUGGAUGGCCAUAAAGGACACAAUACAGUAUCAGGUGCAGCAGAAAGAGCUGAAAAACAGAAUCAGUUAGUGGAGACCCAGAGAAAAUUCCAGCAGAAAAUCCAGGAAAAAGAGAAGGAACUUCAAGAGCUAAAGAAAGCUGUGGAAUCACACAUGAGCUCUGUUCAGGCUGCAGUGAAGAACUGUGAGAAGAUCUUUACUGAGCUGAUCUGCUCUAUUGAGAGAAAGCGCACUGAGCUAUCAGAGCUGAUCAGAGCUCAGGAGAAGGCAGCAGUGACUCGAGCAGAAGAAGCCCUGAAGAGAUUAGAGCAGGAGAUUGAAGAGCUGAGGAGGAGAGACGCUGACCUGGAACAGCUUUCACACACUGAGGACCACAUCCAUUUUCUCCAGUGAAGGAAAUAAUGAUUGUUCCCCUUCCUGAACCCCAAAGCAGAGAAGAAUUUCUUGAGU